CAACGCACGAGCCCGCCGGGCCAGGACCGUGGGGCUGGGCUGGAGUGAAGGUGGCUACGAGCUCAAGCCUUCAUGCCAGGAUGGCAGAAGAUGAACCUGAUGCUAAGAGCCCAAAGACUGCAGGAAGGGCCCCGUCAGGUAGUGCUGAGGCAGGGGAACCUACCACCCUUCUUCAGAGGCUCCGGGGUACCAUUUCUAAGGCCGUGCAGAACAAAGUAGAGGGAAUCUUGCAAGAUGUACAGAAAUUUUCAGACAAUGACAAGCUGUAUCUCUACCUUCAGCUCCCCUCAGGGCCCAGUACUGGAGACAAAAGAAGAAGAAAAGUCCCUGUCCUGCAUUGGUUUACCAGAGAAAGCUCAGAGCCAAGUACACUCAGCAAUGAGGAGUACAUGUAUGCCUAUAGGUGGAUCCGCAACCACCUAGAAGAACAUACUGACACCUGUCUGCCAAAGCAAAGCGUUUAUGAUGCCUAUCGGAAGUACUGUGAGAGCCUCGCUUGUUGCCGCCCACUCAGCACAGCCAACUUUGGCAAAAUCAUCAGAGAGAUCUUCCCUGACAUCAAGGCCCGAAGGCUUGGUGGCCGGGGUCAGUCCAAAUAUUGCUACAGUGGCAUACGAAGAAAGACUUUGGUAUCUAUGCCACCCUUGCCUGGCCUUGACCUAAAGGGCUCUGAGAGUCCAGAUAUGGGCCCAGAAGUAACCCCAGCACCUCGGGAUGAACUGGUUGAGGCAGCCUGUGCCCUGACCUGUGACUGGGCAGAGCGAAUCUUGAAACGGUCCUUCAGCUCCAUCGUUGAGGUCGCCCGCUUCCUGCUACAGCAUCAUCUCAUCUCUGCCCGCUCUGCACAUGCCCAUGUGCUUAAGGCCAUGGGGCUUGCUGAAGAGGAUGAACAUGCCCCUCGGGAAAGGACAUCUAAAUCUAAGAAUGGUGUAGAGAACCCAGAGGAUGGAGCCCAUAAGAAACCAGAGAGACCGACCCAGCCUCCUCAGGAACUGGAACCCCGAGCUGGGGCUGGUCCCCCAGUACGCGGAGAGCGGAAGAAGAGUGUAGUAGAGAGUCCAGUCCCAGCAGCCAAUAACCCACAGGUUAAUGCCCUGGUGGCCCGGCUGCCUCUGCUCCUCCCCCGGGCCCCUCAUUCGCUUAUUCAGCAAAUCUCCGUCUCUCCAUCCAUCGUGGCCCCCAAGCUUUCUUCAGGCACUCUGAAAUUGACUGCACUACCUGUGUCCAAUAGGGUUAGGGGAUCCCAGGCAGCUGUGCCCAUCAUUAAUAUGAUCUUACCAACUGUUCCCGCUUUGCCUGGACCUGGACCUGGACCUGGACCUGGGCAUGCUCCACCUGGGGGGCUUACUCAGCCACUGGGCACAGAGAAUAGGGAGGUAUACAUAGGUGGUGACCCAAGACCUCAUGACAAGGGUAUCAAGAGGACAGCUGAAGUAACUGUGAGUGAGGCCAAUGGACAGGACCCACCAGCAAAAGCAGCAAAGCAGGAUAUAGAGGAUACAGGGAGUGAUGCCAAAAGAAAACGGGGGCGCCCUCGAAAAAAAUCAGGUGGAAGUAGGGAAAGGAAUUCUGCCCCUGAGAAGUCAUCAGCUGCCAUGGACUCUGCCCAUUCAUCAAGGUUAUCACAGGAGACGUGGGCCCCUGGAAGCAACUCAGCUGGAGGGUCAGAGAAGCCAGGGCCAGUGGGAGAGGCUGAGAAGGGGUUGGUGCUUGCCCAAAGUCAGGAAGAUGGUGCUAUAUCUAAAGGAGGAAGGGGCCCCAGUUCCCGCCAUGCCAAAGGAGAAGAUAAAAUUCCUCUUGUCACCCCGAAAGUGAGUGUCAUCAAGGGCAGUAGAAGCCAAAAGGAGGCUCUUUAUUUGGAAAAGGGAGAGGUAGGCACUGUAGCACAGGGUAAUAAAGAUUUAAAGGGGCAUAUACUUCAAAGUUCCUCAUCCCAUGAGCAGAAAGACCCCAAAGCAACACCCCCCUGAUAGGUAUGCAGAGAAGAGUGUUUAUAUCCAGAUGUGAACUCUUACCUGUCUGCCUCGUAGAGCCCUUCUCACUUGCUUCUCCUCUGGCUCUUUUUUUUCUAAAGGGAAUUCAUGCUCUUCUGUGUAGACAGCUCAAUACCCUUGGCUUUAGAGUCACUAACAAAUCUGUAGUGACCUUACCUGGAUCCUGUGGGAAGUUAGGAUUGGACUGAUAGGAUGAACAUAUAGGUUAGGAAUCUUUUUGGUUUCAAGUCAUAGAAAACCUAACUCAUACUGGCUUAAAAAUAAAGAUUAUUGGUUCAUGUAACUGUAAAGCCCAGAGGUAGUGCUGGCUCCAGGUAAAGCUGAUCCAGUGGCUCAGUAAGUCUAAAUACCUGAUUGACUCCCCUUCCCCUCCCCAACCUCUCUGUUCUACCUUCUGUAGGAUCAUAGGAACCCCGGGCCGCCAGCACUCCUAGAAUUACAAUGUUUCCUCAUUUAUAUCCAACCAGAAACAGGGCAUCUUUGUGCCAGGAAUACUAGCAAGAACCUUGAUCCUUCUGAUUAGGCCAGCUUGUGUCACAUGUCCACCCCUAACCAAUCCCUGUGGCCAGAGGGAUGGUAUAUGCUAAUUUGCUUAUCUACAUCAGGGACUGCAUCUAUGGAAUAAGGGUGGGAUUAGCCUUCUUAGAAAGUGGGAGGGGGAAGUUCCUGGGGAGGCAGUUGACACCUGGCCACUACUAUUAAGUACACGUUUUAGCUUGCUAGGUUGAGAUCCGCUGUACCUGCUUUUUCCCUCAUAAUCUUGCAUUUUUCUUACUGCAGCUGUAACCUCUUCUUAUUCUGGUCUCAGAAGGAAUGAGAGGGAAGUCACUUUCUUUUAGGGACUAUUUUUUAGUCUCGUUUAGAUGACAAUCCCUAUUUGUUUUUUUCACCUACAGCUCAGAAAUGGAGUUCCUUCCUUUUCCUGUUUGUAAACUUUAGUUUCUCGUUUCUGCUUCCCUGUCUCCCACCCUACUGCCACUAUCACUAGAGAGUGAUAUUCACUUCUGGUCAUUUUAUUAAAUUCACUCUGUAUCCACCAGGUGUCAGCCUCUUAUCAUACAUGUGUCAGGACUAGUCAGGAUUGUGGGGUUUAGCCUAGCUGUAUGAAAGGAGGUAGCUCUGUGUAUCAGGGAGCACCAAUAGGAAGGGAAUCCAGACCCUGCAGGUUGGUCGUUGGGAAAUGCUGUAAACUCACCAAUAUUUAUCAAGGACCUAACUUUGUCUUCUGCAUAGGGUAGCUUCUGUCAGGGAAUCUUGGCUCUUCCCAAGAAAUACAGAUGUUCUUUCAGGGAGAUUUCAUUUGUUCAUUUAUUUCCACUGCAGCAGAUUUUUAGAAAUUAUAAUAUGUAAUAUUUGAUAUCUAUAAAAAUAUAUUUAACAUGAAUAAAUUAUGAAGCAUAAUAAUUAAAUUACUACCUAUGACCCAUCACCCAACUUAUACAUUAAAACAUUGGAAAUAUCAUUGUCUUUCUUGUGCUUCUCCCCAGUACUAUCCCCUGCCUCUCCCUAGAGAUAACUACUG
This is a messenger RNA of Molossus molossus (Pallas's mastiff bat), 3516 nucleotides long. It is a transcript of the gene RFX5, whose product is annotated as regulatory factor X5. Bases 81 to 1970 code for a protein of 629 amino acids. The record is from RefSeq and is a predicted model, not a curated record. Gene Ontology annotation, biological process: regulation of transcription by RNA polymerase II. Lineage: Eukaryota; Metazoa; Chordata; Mammalia; Chiroptera; Molossidae. Gene Ontology annotation, molecular function: RNA polymerase II cis-regulatory region sequence-specific DNA binding; DNA-binding transcription factor activity, RNA polymerase II-specific. The transcript has 11 exons.